Messenger RNA from Cylindrotheca closterium, 282 nucleotides. The record is from the annotation of a GenBank genome assembly. Lineage: Eukaryota; Bacillariophyta; Bacillariophyceae; Bacillariales; Bacillariaceae.
AUGUCAACUGUUACAGAAAAAAAUGGUUUGAAAACGCCUGGAGCUUUUGCCAAGGAUCAGGAGCAACCAAUAUCGUGGGACACGGAAGGCAUUGUCAUUGAAAGCAUGCAGUCUAUUGGCCAAACCGAGAAUAUUGUGACAGAAAACGCUGAAGCAUCCAUCUCUGAUGCUUCUGAAGAUGCAGAUGAUGAAAUGAGCUGGCUAGCGAAGGUUUUUGAUCCAACAGUACAAAAGAUUGAAGAUUGGGAACAAGAUUGGGACACUGAUUCUGAGUCAGAAUGA